Messenger RNA from Centruroides sculpturatus (bark scorpion), 2117 nucleotides. Its product is annotated as glutamate receptor ionotropic, kainate 2-like. Gene Ontology annotation, cellular component: postsynaptic membrane; plasma membrane. The record is from RefSeq and is a predicted model, not a curated record. The coding region runs from base 433 to 1965 and encodes 510 amino acids. NCBI's taxonomy places the organism in Eukaryota, Metazoa, Arthropoda, Arachnida, Scorpiones, Buthidae. The transcript is spliced from 7 exons. Gene Ontology annotation, biological process: monoatomic ion transport; synaptic transmission, glutamatergic; modulation of chemical synaptic transmission. Gene Ontology annotation, molecular function: transmitter-gated monoatomic ion channel activity involved in regulation of postsynaptic membrane potential; glutamate-gated receptor activity.
UUAUAUCAUAUUAGAAGUUCCUCUUAUGUUCAAGAGUAAAUAAAGUUUUCUUAACUAGAGUUAUCGAUCUAUGUAGUAUAUUAUUAGUUGUUACCGCCAUAAAUCAGGAGAUAAAUGUCUACAUGGCUUAUUCAUUAUCAUCGACUUCACAGCGGAAACGGGAUUCAUUUGACAGAUAGUGAUUUAUUGAUCAAAGACGAUGUUGUAGCUCUUGUUGAAGUAGUUUAUUCGAUCAUACAUCUACUAAUGAAAGGAUCUUUCCGUCCAGCUUCGUGUCAAUGGGACAUGCCUCCUUAUAACGCUUUCAAUACAAGACUCCAAUUUGAAUGGAGAUAUUUCUCAUUCUAAUUACGUUUAGAAGUUCAAUUUUUUUUCUUUUCGGAUAUAUAUUACUUAAAUAAUUUAAAUAUGAAACUUUUCUCCGAAUUAUAGAUGGGUAUAUGGACAUAUUCGACUAGAUUUAAAUCUACUGACAAUCAGACAAGAACACUUGACAUUAUUCAAUCUCUGAAGAAUAAAACAUUGACUGUAACUUCAAAACUUAAUGCUCCUUAUAUAACUAAGGUAUAUACUAAUAAUCCAAAUAUGCCAUUUAAAUACGAAGGUUAUUGUGUUGAUCUGUUGGAUGCGAUCGCAUAUGAAUUAGGUUUCAAUUAUGUCAUUAGAGAAGUAGCUGAUAACAGUUAUGGAAAGAGAGAUCCAUUAGGAGAAUGGAAUGGAAUGAUUAGAGAACUCGUAGAUGGGAGAGCCGACUUGGCAAUUGGAGAUAUUACUAUCACGUAUGAAAGAGAAGAAGCGGUAGACUUUACUAUGCCUUUCAUGAACUUAGGAAUCGGAAUUCUAUUCAAGAAACCAACCAAAAAAAUUCCGAAGCUAUUUUCUUUUUUAUCUCCGCUUUCCGUAGAAGUAUGGCUAUAUAUGGUGACGGCAUUCCUGGGUGUUAGUCUAUUCCUUUUCAUUCUAGCAAGAUUUAGCCCAUACGAAUGGGUUAAUCCUCAUCCCUGUAAUCCUAAUCCAGAAACAUUAGAAAAUCAAUUUAAUCUCCUUAACACUCUAUGGUUCACCAUCGGCUGUUUAAUGCAACAAGGUUGCGACAUAACUCCCAGAGCACUUUCUACCAGACUGGCUGCAGGUAUGUGGUGGUUUUUCACCCUCAUCAUGGUUUCUUCUUAUACAGCCAAUCUAGCUGCAUUUCUCACAGUAGAAAGAUUAGGAGCCCCCAUUGAAAACGUCGAAGACUUGGCUAAACAGAGUCACAUUCAAUACGGUUGUGUGCAGUCGGGUUCAACUCAAGCCUUUUUUAAGUAUUCUAAUUAUUCGACUUAUAAACGAAUGUGGACAGUAAUGGAGUCGGCUCGACCUAGCGUAUUCACUGAAGAUAAUGACAAAGGCGUUGAAAGGGUCCUGAAAGGGAAUUAUGCUUUCUUAAUGGAAUCAACUUCUAUUGAAUACAGAGUAGAACGGAAUUGUGAAUUAACUAAAAUAGGUUCUAAUUUAGAUUCGAAAGGAUACGGCAUAGCUUUGCCAACGGGUUCUCCAUAUCGGACGUUAAUUUCCGAUUCAAUUUUGAAACUUCAAGAAAAAGGAGGAUUGAGGAUGUUAAAAGACAGAUGGUGGAAAUUAAAAGGAGGUGGAAGAUGCAGAAAAGAAGAAAAAUCCACUUCCCUUUCUGCAAGUGAAUUGGACUUAGCCAAUGUCGGAGGUGUAUUUUUGGUAUUGACGUGUGGCAUGGCUAUAGCUAUUUUUAUUGCAGCCAUAGAGUUUUAUUGGAAAUCUAGAAAAAUGCCGAAAGAUCAUAGGGAACCGUUAUGUGUAGAAUUUUGUCGAGAAUUUAAAUUCGUUGUUUCGUGCCAAACUUCUAAACCAGCUCCGAGAGAUGACGAGGAUCAACGUAUUGACAACAGUCUUCGUUUCAUGCCUCUCACCAGAUACACGGUGUCUACAUCUAAGGAUACAUUUUCCUGACAGGAGAAGAGCGAAGUUGUGCUGGAACCUUUAAAAAACGAAGGGAUCAGCUAUUAUCAUUAUUCCCAAGAUGACGUCUCCGAUAUAUAAAUUUAAUAAUUUAUCUUAUCGUGCUCGAUUUUACAGCAAAGUUUACAAUAGAAAAAAAAAAU